AUGGACUCCAUAAUCAUCAAAAUCCCAGGAUCAUACCCUCGUGACCACCGCUCAAGCCCCCCGAUCGUGAAUAAACUCAUCAGUAGUAAUAGCGGCGCACAACAAUUCACAGAAUUCACUCCGCAAGUCACAGCCCUGCUAUCAAAAUAUGAUGCUCGCGUGCCGCGCGAAAGUGCGCGUAGCAUAUCCAAUCGGCAGUCGGAUACAGCUGUUAUGAUUUUUGAGUUUUUGAAUGGGAUUGUUGGGUUUUUGAGCAGUAUUUGUUCUGUUGUGUGCGCUUUGUGUUCUGGGUUCUGGGACAGCACAUCACAAUCCUUGGAAGAUAGUGUGGAUGACAAUACAACCGCCAAGAUGCUCAAACCUAUACUCCUGUUGCUUGCAGCAUACGAAGCAGGGCAGGUGUACUCGAUCACUACAGAUGGAGAAGUCCUGAAUGGGGAGGUCACGGUUCAUGCUUGGGGACAUGAUUAUGAGUUUGCUCGGACGUUGAAGCAGUAUGAUGAUUCGCUGGUGCGUGAUGAGUGUGCAGAAGAUCAAUUCUCCAAGACGAUUGGUAGGAUUGUUUGUGCAAUGGGACGCAGUCAUAAUAAACUCACCUACAUUAUGGCCACGGCUGUUCUAACCGAAUGCAUCUGCAAUGUUCUACAAAUUAGAAGCUGCUACGGGUUGGCGGUUAUGAUGGCGUGUAUUCUUGCUGUUCUGUUUGCAGCAGCGGAAGAUUAUGUUGGUUGUUCGGCUACAUCUACAUCUACCUCUACCUCUGUGAAAGAGUAUCGUGAGACGACGCUGCGGGAUUUGAUGAUCGGUGCAUUGAAGAAGAGUGGUAUUCGCUAUGCUAAAGUUCGGACUAUAUCGGCAAUGGACACGUGCAGGACUAGUGACACCGAAGUGCUGGAAAAGUACCUUAUCAAAGGACUGAAAGCACCCACCACCGGAACCGUUCACGAUAUAUAUGUGACACAUUAUAAACGUGGGAUGCUUGUCGAGCGAUUUACCCCCGAAGAAGAUACGGUAUCCCCCUCCAGCCCUGCUGACUCUCCCGACAAUAAUCACGACGGAUACAAAGUCUCCUACGGCCUUCGGUACUUGGCGGAGGUGAGCCCGCAAGACCAACAAGCCAUAGCAAAGGGCAUUGGUAGAUCAUGGACCUGCAUGGACCAGACCAGCACCAUGAUCUUGACCGAGUGUGACAUCUCUGACGAGCACGCGGACUUUUACUUCGACUUUGAUGCACGGAGUGAUGACGAAGACAACGAAGAGGAGGGGGACAUUGAGAUCGCCGGCUCGUUGAAUGGUUUCCUAUAAUUGAAACCUUGUGUCCUGUCAGUCUGCGUUGGUAUCCCUGUUCAAUCAUGUUCUUAAUGCAAAAGCAUAUCCCACACUUACCUCCCUCUUCCCUUUCCCUCCUCAAGUUCAUC
Molecule: messenger RNA, 1418 nt
Organism: Aspergillus neoniger CBS 115656
Lineage: Eukaryota; Fungi; Ascomycota; Eurotiomycetes; Eurotiales; Aspergillaceae
Exons: 3
Coding region: 1-1305 (434 amino acids)
Source: RefSeq, a predicted model, not a curated record